This is a messenger RNA of Lucilia sericata (common green bottle fly), 1297 nucleotides long. RefSeq lists its product as uncharacterized. The transcript is spliced from 2 exons. The record is from RefSeq and is a predicted model, not a curated record. NCBI's taxonomy places the organism in Eukaryota, Metazoa, Arthropoda, Insecta, Diptera, Calliphoridae. Bases 206 to 1177 code for a protein of 323 amino acids.
AACGGUUAAACAAAUGACAUUUCAGAACAGUACAACUCACCUUUGUUAUAAAAAUCAUUUAAAUACUUCAAUCAGAAUUUUUAAAAAGAAAAAAUAAAAAGUAAUAUAUUUUAUAACUACAACUUUUAAGAAAUCCAUCCCAAUAUUUUUUUAAACACAAACAAUAAUAAAUCUAGAGAUCUUUUCACCCAAAAUCAGAAGAACAAUGGAUGAUGAAGUGUAUCGGCAUCAAUUUAGACAUAAUUUUAUGGGUCAUGUAAAAAAUCCAAAAUUACAACAAAAAAUUCGUGAAAAUUAUUUAAAUGAGUCAUCGGCACAAUAUAUAAAAGAACAGUCAGCGAAAGCUCAACAAAAAAUUCACGAAUUAGACUCAAAUAUUGCCGCCAAGCAGCGAAGCUUAAAUCAAACUUCAAAUAAUGGUGGCGAUGCUGAUCGCUUGUUACACUAUCCCACCCAUGUAACACAUCACAGUAGUGAUUCCUAUAGACAACGUAGUAUGAGUGAUAAUUACUGCUUAAAACAAUUACAGUCCAAUCCUAAACCAUCAGCUCCAGCCUUAAACUCAAACUCUUCGCGUAAGUAUCAUUCAAAUGCCCUCGUAGAUGAUUGUAUUGGUGAUCAUCGUUUUAUUUACGAAAAUGAUUCAAAUUUGGGAGGACUUGGUGGCAACGGCUCAGAAGAUAGUGCUAAAAGUCAAAAGUCUUCGAAAACGGUGGUAAGUCGCAAAAGUUCACACGACUUACGAAAAAUGGUAACGUCCCAAUGUAAGCUACACGAAGUAAUCGAUGAGACUCUUAAACAAAUGUGCAAUACGGAAGUAGAUACCACUGGAGAAAAUCAUGCCUGUGGAUUGCAAGAACAACCAUCCACCCAGUAUCCUUUGACACUGGGCGGAUGCAAACAUUGCACCGAUCGGCUACAAACUGUACAAUCACAAAAAGAUGUAAUGACUGAAAUUGGUAAAGGAGAUUUUUUGGAUUGUCGGAAUACCGACACAUUGACUAUAUCCCUAGAUGAUGUUGUCAAUUCGAAAGUUAUUAAUCCCAUGAUUCGGAAAUUACAACGUAUGUACUUGAAUAAUCUAAAGGAGGAAAUGUCUCUUAUGGAAGAUUUGGAACGAAUGCCAUACAAAGUAAGCGAAGUAUAUAAAGCGGCAAUAUUCAAGAAAAAGGACUGAACGUUUACUUAUUGAAGGAAAAUAAUAAUUACUUUGGAAAACUGUAAGAAAAUUCAUAAUUUUUUGCAAUGGUGAUGAAAAACAGAGAUCAAAUUUAAAUAAAAUUAUUGUUUUUAUAAA